GCUGCAGAUACCUUGGCUGUGCGACAGAAGCGACGGAUCUACGAUAUCACAAAUGUCCUGGAAGGCAUUGGGUUGAUUGAGAAGAAAUCCAAGAACAGUAUUCAGUGGAAAGGGGUGGGUCCUGGCUGCAACACACGUGAAAUAGCUCACAAACUGAUCGAGCUGAAGGCAGACAUAGAGGACCUGGAGCAGCGGGAGCAGGAGCUGGAGCAGCAGAAGAUGUGGGUUCAGCAAAUGUUACAGAAGACAUGCAGAACACUGCAGUCUUUCUCCUUAACCUUGGAAACAUUAGCGUAUGUGACACAUGAAGAUAUCUGCAGAUGCUUCACAGGAGACACCCUCCUUGCGAUUCGAGCUCCAUCAGGCACACGUUUGGAGGUGCCCAUCCCUGAGGGCCUAAAUGGGCAGAAGAAAUACCAGAUCCAUCUGAAGAGCACAAAUGGUCCCAUUGAUGUUCUCUUAGUAAACAAAGAUACUUGGAGCUCUCCUCCUGUUGUACUACCUGUCCCUCCCCCUGAAGAUCUCAUUCAGUGCCAGGCAGUUGCAGCUUCAAAACCACCAAUCCCACCAGUUGCCCACUUCCAGGAGACAUCCACCGAGCCCUCUACUCCAGCAUCUACCAGCAGUCAGGAGCACAGCCCUCCUGCACAGAAUUCCACAAGCACAGAAUGCAUUGUCUCAGCGGCAGAGUCCAAGAGCAGUGAUGACUUCGAUCCCAUUGGGAAUGUCUCUGUGUCGCCCAGCCAGGUGGCUGGGUUGGACACCCAGCCGCUCCAGUCCUCUGCCUCAUUGGACAGCAGCUCCAUCCUACCCAGCCCCUCCACUGCCUUUGAGCCCAUCAAGCCCGACCCCACGGAGAUCUUGGAACUUCCCAAAGAGCUGUCAGAGAUGUUUGAUCCAACAAGAGAAUGUAUGAACUCUGACCUGCUGGAAGAACUGAUGUCAUCUGAAGUGUUUGCUCCCUUGCUCCGCCUCUCCCCUCCACCUGGAGAUCAUGACUACAUCUACAACCUGGAUGAAAGUGAAGGCGUCUGUGACCUCUUUGAUGUGCCUGUCCUCAACCUUUGA
Molecule: messenger RNA, 1068 nt
Organism: Nestor notabilis (Kea)
Lineage: Eukaryota; Metazoa; Chordata; Aves; Psittaciformes; Psittacidae
Gene: E2F4
Product: E2F transcription factor 4, p107/p130-binding
Exons: 9
Biological process (GO): regulation of transcription by RNA polymerase II
Cellular component (GO): RNA polymerase II transcription regulator complex
Molecular function (GO): DNA-binding transcription factor activity, RNA polymerase II-specific; protein dimerization activity; RNA polymerase II cis-regulatory region sequence-specific DNA binding
Source: RefSeq, a predicted model, not a curated record